AUGACAGGUGGCUAUACCUGUUCCCGGUGCCUUCAGGGCCUCCGGAAGGGCGCUCAAGCCUCAAGCCAUCGCAUUCGUCUCUCAAACCUGCCCCAUUCCCGACAAAGGUGCAGCGUCUCUCCGUCUUGGGUCCGCAGCUUUGGCUCCCAACGCAAUGGACGCUCACCGGGAACAACCUUGCCAGAGCAGGGCAAGGCUAUCUCCGGAACGUCAGGCACGUCCUCAAAACUCACCCCGACACCCUCGCUCGCCCAGCGCGCUGCAGCCUCCACGACAGCCGGAUCCUCCGUCGAUACGCGAGCCCUCCUGAAACCAAACAACCUGUUCCACUCGUUCUCCAACUCGCCCGCUCCAGGCAUCCGUCAGCGUGCGGAAUUCAUCAAGCAGAAUGCCAUUUGCCCUCACCCGAGUCACGGGCAGACCCGCGCCCCCGUCUCGCCGCAUGAUCCGGAAGCGCGCAAAACGAGCGACAACACAAGUCUUGCCCCCGCGCACUCUCACUUCGAAUGUCCCGACUGCGGUGUUCCCAUUUAUUGUUCUGAAGGCCAUUGGAUGGACGAUUUCGAGGCCCAUCUCGAGAUCUGCGACACUAUUCGCCAGAUCAACGAAGAUGACCACGACCUGCAUUCUGGUCGAUUUUUCCCCGAGUUCUCGUACCCCGGCCUGCAGGAUGAGAGUUUCGUGAUCAACAUGACCAACUGGGAUACCUUUCUCUACACGCGCGAGUUCGAUGCUAUCAACUCCGAUCGCAGCAUGCGCCAGGUCACCCGCAUGCUGACCUACCCGCAAACCAUUGCUAGUGUCUUGCACGAAUUGAGUCCCUACAGCUUGCGCAACAAUGGGCGAUUGACAGCGGAGGGCCUCAAGAGUGUAACCGCUCUCCGCUACUCCCUGCAUCCCCCCAAAUCCGGUGAAGGCACCGACAUGAAGGGCCUACGGCUCAAGGCUCCUCCAGUCCGAAUCUUCAUCCUUGGUGCCCGUGCCGAGUCUUCUCUCCCUCGCGAAGUGUGGCUCCAGUUACAAAACAUCUUCCCGCGCGCAAUGCUGCACUUAGUUUUCAUCGGCCCCGAGAGCAUGGCCAACCGCGAUUCUGAGUUCCCGCUGCCCGAGCGCACGCCUGAGAAUCCCUUCGGCGCCAUCGUGGAAGAUCGUCUGGGCGGCCAGAUGAAGAUCAGCACAUACGUCGACUACUUCCACACCAUGUACAAGGCGCAGUACUUUCAGCCGUUCGAUCCCUACCUCGACUGCAUCAUGCUUUUCCACCCUGGCCUGGGUCAUCCUGCUAGUUCGCACGAGUGGGAGGAGACGCUGCCCCAAUUGCUGGAGACUAAAGUUCCCAUCUUAUGCACGGGUUAUACGCAGUUCGAUAUGGAGCGCGAUAUCAACUGGGUUCAUGAGAAAUGUGCUGGCGAGUUUGAUAUGCUUCUUGAGCCAGGCGAGAAUAUCUUCCGCAGUCUGCGCUGGGAUCUGAAUGACCUCGAUCCUCAUGAUAUUUCUUGCGGGAACUGGGGAUUGUGGGCUUUCCGAGGAAAAAGAUACGAGGCUACUUUUAAAGAGUAG
Penicillium lagena is the source of this 1560-nucleotide messenger RNA. Its product is annotated as putative mRNA processing protein (Mss51). The coding region runs from base 1 to 1560 and encodes 519 amino acids. Gene Ontology annotation, cellular component: extrinsic component of mitochondrial inner membrane. The record is from RefSeq and is a predicted model, not a curated record. NCBI's taxonomy places the organism in Eukaryota, Fungi, Ascomycota, Eurotiomycetes, Eurotiales, Aspergillaceae. The transcript has 3 exons. Gene Ontology annotation, biological process: mitochondrial respiratory chain complex IV assembly.